Messenger RNA from Solanum tuberosum (potato), 2324 nucleotides. RefSeq names its product TMV resistance protein N-like. Gene Ontology annotation, biological process: defense response; signal transduction. The transcript has 6 exons. NCBI's taxonomy places the organism in Eukaryota, Viridiplantae, Streptophyta, Magnoliopsida, Solanales, Solanaceae. Bases 42 to 2324 code for a protein of 760 amino acids. Gene Ontology annotation, molecular function: protein binding; ADP binding. The record is from RefSeq and is a predicted model, not a curated record.
ACCUAAAGCUGAGAGUUGGUCUUUAGCAAUAUUAUUCAACAAUGUCUCAUGCUUCUUCUUCCAAAAUUUGCAAGUACGAUGUCUUUUUGAGUUUUAGAGGAGAAGAUACACGUAGAACUUUUGUGAGUCAUCUACAUAAGGCUCUGGAACAAAGUGGAAUCUGCAUUUUUAAAGAUGAUGAGCGAUUAGAAACGGGAAAAUCAAUUUCUAAUGAACUUUUAAAAGCCAUAGAAGAGUCUAAAAUUGCUAUAGUGAUAUUUUCAAAAAGUUAUGAAUCGUCAAGAUGGUGCUUAGAGGAGCUUGCACACAUCAUAAAGUGUAAAAAUGAAUUGGAGCUGAUAGUGAUUCCAGUUUUCUAUGAUGUGACUCCAUCAGAUGUGCGCCAUCAAAAUACCCCUUUUGCUGAUUCAUUUUUACAAUACAAAGAUGAUAUGGACAAGGUUCAGAGAUGGAGGGCUGCAUUUGUGGAGGCAGGGAAAAUAGCAGGCUAUCAUUUACUUAAUUUCAAGCAUGAAGCAGAAUUCAACAAGAAACUUGUGGAACAGGUGUUAGAGUUAGUAAACCCCACAUGCAUACAUCUUCCAGGACUGGUAAUUGGGCCUAAUUCUCAUGCAGCGGGAGUGAUUUCUCUAUGUGAAUUCUACUCAUCAACUGGUGUCUGCAUGUUUGGGAUCUAUGGGAUGGGUGGCAUUGGUAAAACAGUUGUUGCCAAAGCCGUCUACAAUCAAAUUCACAGGGGGUAUGAAUGUUUCUCCUUUGUGGCUCAUGUAAGAGAGCGCUCGGAAAAUAACAUGCUUCACAACCUACAGGAACAACUUCUAUCUAAGGUUCUAAAAAGAGAGAACUUUAAAGUCCAAUAUAAUGUUGAUAAGGGAAAAUGCCUAAUCCAAGACAGACUUGCUCAGAGGAAGGUCCUCAUUGUUCUGGAUGAUGUCGAUGACAUGAGCCAGAUAAAAGCAUUGGCGGAAGAGAGAAGCUGGUUUGGUUCGGGGAGCAUAAUAAUUAUAACAACAAGAAGUGAGAAUUUGCUAGAUGAUGUUGGAGUAGACUAUAAGUACGAGGUAACACGGUUGGAUGAUUUCUCUUCCAAGCAACUCUUUUGCUUUCAUGCUUUCAAGAAUACUAAUGUACCCGAAAAUUUGGAUCAUGAGUUGGUGAAUGACAUAGCAAGUCUAGGUGGAGGGGUUCCUUUAGCACUCGAAGUUUUGGGCUCUCUUUUGCAUAAAAAGGACGAUCAAACAUGGAGAAGUACCCUCGAGAGCUUGAAAAAUCUUGCUCAUCACAGUAGUAUUCACAAAGCACUCAAAGUAAGCUAUGACUCACUUGAUGAGAACUCUGAGGAGAUUUUCCUUGACAUCGCAUGCUUUUUCAUUGAAGCCCAAGAACUUUUUGCUAGUCUUGUAUUGACUGGUUGUGGUCGCUCUUUCAACUUGGGGAAAGGAAUUUUGAUUGGAAGAUGUUUAAUCAAAAUUGAACAGAAUCAUUUGUGGAUGCAUGAUUUAGUUCGAGAUAUGGCUAGAGAAAUUGUUCGUCAAGAGUCACUUAAAGAGCCUCAUAUGCGCUCUAGAUUGUGGUUUCAUGAAGAUGUUAAUUAUGUGCUACGAAAGAACAAGGUAAAAAAAAACAUCUUUCCUUCCAUUGUCUCUUACAUUUUAAGGGGUAGCGAACGGAUAGAAGGCAUCAGCGCGAUCCAUCCCAGAGUGAAAGAUUUAACUGUUGACACAAAGUUCUUUGCAAGAAUGGAUAGGUUGAAAAUAUUUCAAGCAAAAGGAAUGAAUAUUACUGGAAGCUUCAAAAAUUUGUUUGAGGACCUAAGAUGGCUAAGUUGGCAAAAUUUCCCUUUGAAAUGUUUACCUACUGAUAUUCAUCUAACCAAACUUGUGGCUCUGGACAUGCAAUAUAGCAACAUCAUGGAAGUUUGGCAAUCCACCAGCAAGCCCCUGGAAAACCUGACACAUCUAAAUCUCAGUCAUUGUCAACGACUAAAGCGGACUCCUGAUUUUUCAAGGGCGAUAAGUCUUGAGACAAUAUUGUUUACAGGUUGCUCCGAGUUGGGUGAGAUUGAUUCAUCAAUAAAAUAUUUGGUGAAACUUGUUUACUUAAAUCUGGAAGACUGUGUAAGCCUCAAGAAUCUACCAAGCAACAUUUGCAAGCUAGAAUCACUUCAACAUCUAGAUAUGUCAGGUUGCUCGGGUCUACAACAGCUGCCUGCUGAUUUGGGACACUUGAAAAACCUAAGAAGCUUAUCAUUACAAGGAUGCAACAGAAGUUUAAAGGCUCAAUCUUGGCUGACUUCUAUUUUAUCUUAUGUACCAUGGGCAUGA